AAGGUUGUCUAUCCGCCAUUUCAAUUUUGUCUCGCACGUAGUACGUGCGUUAGUUGUUUUGUCCUUAAAUUUCUUCGAAGUCCCUACACACUUCAAGAUGGGUAGGGAGGACAAAGCUACCUGGAAGUCCAACUAUUUCGUAAAGAUUGUCCAACUCUUAGACGAGUACCCAAAAUGUUUCAUAGUGGGUGCCGACAAUGUGGGCUCAAAGCAGAUGCAGCAAAUCCGUAUGUCCCUGCGUGGACAUAGCAUCGUGCUGAUGGGCAAGAACACCAUGAUGCGCAAGGCCAUCCGUGGACACCUGGAGAACAACCCGGCGCUGGAGAAGCUGCUGCCGCACAUCAAGGGCAACGUGGGCUUCGUGUUCACUCGCGGGGACCUCGUCGAGGUGCGUGAGAAGCUUUUGGAGAACAAAGUGCGUGCCCUGGCUCGUCCUGGUGCCAUUGCUCCGCUUUCCGUUAUUGUCCCGGCGCACAACACUGGUCUUGGGCCUGAAAAGACAUCUUUCUUCCAGGCCCUUUCCAUUCCUACCAAGAUUUCGAAGGGUACUAUUGAAAUCAUCAAUGAUGUGCAUAUUCUGAAGCCUGGUGACAAGGUGGGCGCGUCUGAAGCCACGCUGCUCAACAUGCUGAACAUCUCUCCAUUCUCAUAUGGUCUUGUAGUGAAGCAGGUGUAUGAUUCGGGUACCAUUUUCACACCAGCCAUUCUUGACAUCAAGCCAGAGGACCUCCGUGCCAGAUUCCUGGAGGGUGUUGCUAAUGUAGCUUCUCUGUCUCUGUCUAUUGGCUACCCAACUAUCGCCUCAGUGCCACACUCCAUUGCCAACGGAUUCAAGAACCUGCUGGCUAUUGCUGCUGUCACUGAAGUUGACUUCAAAGAGGCCACAACUAUCAAGGAAUUCAUCAAGGAUCCCUCCAAGUUCGUAGCAGCAGCAGCUGCCGUCGCCCCGGCCGCCGCGUCCGCGGGCGCCGCGCCCAAGGCCGAGGAGAAGAAGGUCGAAGAGGAGGAGCCCGAGAGCGACGACGACAUGGGCUUCGGCCUCUUCGACUAGUCCUUUUAGGGCUCUUGUGCUCUUUUGCACACUUGUAGGAAGUCAACGCCGCCGGGUUAGGCACCCAAAUGGCGGCUGACACAUCUCUCAUUUGUGUAAAUAAAGCCACUAUGGAAAA
This is a messenger RNA of Cydia splendana, 1169 nucleotides long. RefSeq names its product large ribosomal subunit protein uL10 (gene RpLP0). Bases 98 to 1051 code for a protein of 317 amino acids. NCBI's taxonomy places the organism in Eukaryota, Metazoa, Arthropoda, Insecta, Lepidoptera, Tortricidae. Gene Ontology annotation, cellular component: cytosolic large ribosomal subunit. The record is from RefSeq and is a predicted model, not a curated record. Gene Ontology annotation, molecular function: large ribosomal subunit rRNA binding; structural constituent of ribosome. Gene Ontology annotation, biological process: ribosome biogenesis; ribosomal large subunit assembly; cytoplasmic translation. The transcript has 7 exons.